Molecule: messenger RNA, 4551 nt
Organism: Perca fluviatilis (European perch)
Lineage: Eukaryota; Metazoa; Chordata; Actinopteri; Perciformes; Percidae
Gene: cntn5
Product: contactin 5
Biological process (GO): cell-cell adhesion
Molecular function (GO): protein binding
Source: RefSeq, a predicted model, not a curated record
CACCAGUGAGACGGGAUGCUGCGCAGCAGAACGAGCCUCAGCCGGCUGCAGCGGUGGAGGCUGACUGAGAAGAGACCAACGUUACACCAAAGCUCCGUCCACCACGACGCACAGCCCCGGCAGUAAGCUCCCUGAAGUGGAAGAAAAGGUUUGGUUUCGCUCGAAGGGGAAAGCGCUGGACACCGAAAGAAAUAAUGUCUAUGAAUUCCUAUUUUUGUACUUGAGGAUGUACUGUUUACGCUGGCUAACCAGAUAGAGCGACAGAGACGAGGACCCAGACUUGAUAUUCUUAAUACCGCUGCCAUUCCGCCGUUUGGGUCGGGAGGGAGAGAUCACUACGGCGGUCACCACAACCAGGAUAACCUGGGAGAGAAGAGCAAAAGAGACGAGGGGGCGACUUUUUUUAUUUUAUUUCCGCACAGCUUUAAUGAAGAAGCACACCUGCUAACAUUCUUGCAGAAGGGACCCUCUUCAACAAGUAUGGGGUCACCAUGGAAACCAUUUCUCCUCCUGUCUGUCAUCAGUAGCCUUUCAGACUUUGCAAGAGCUGUUGCAGCACGGCCUAUAUCAUAUGCAGCCGUGUUACGAAUGAAAGCAGACAGCUCGUCAGUGCUCCACUCGCGCAGCAGACCUCGACAACACCACAGUGGUGGGCUGGUGACUACUGACUGGCCCGCUUUCUCCGGUCAUCCCCUGUCAGCCCUGAGUCUGCUCAGCUCUCAGGAGGACUACAGGAGUGAAGAAAGUGAAGAGUUUGGGCCUGUUUUUAUCCAUGAGCCUGACGAUGUUAUUUCUCCUUUGGAUUCUGAUGAAAAGAAAGUGGUGAUGCACUGUGAAGCACGUGGGAAUCCACCACCCACAUACAGUUGGUACAUCAAUGGGACAGAAGUGGAUACAGAGGCAGACUAUCGCUACAGCUUAAUUGAUGGAAACUUAAUUAUUACCAAUGCAAGUGAGAUCACUGACUAUGGGAAGUACCAGUGUAAAGCAGAGAACAGCUUUGGGACCGUCCUAGGUCGAGAAGCUCUUUUGCAGUUUGCAUAUCUCGGGGCUUUCAGUGGGAAGACCAGAGGCGGCGUUUCCGUGCGUGAAGGCCAAGGUGUGGUUCUCAUGUGUAGUCCUCCUCCUCAUUCACCAGAGAUCAUCUACAGCUGGGUGUUUAAUGAGUUCCCCUCCUUUGUUGCUGAGGACAGUCGGCGCUUCAUCUCCCAGGACACGGGAAACCUGUACAUCUCAAAGGUGCAACCCUCUGACGUAGGAAGCUACAUCUGCCUGGUGAAGAACACGGUGACCAAUGCAAGGGUUCUGAGCCCUCCAACACCCCUAACACUGAAAACCGACGGUGUCAUGGGUGAAUAUGAGCCCAAAAUUGAAGUGCAUUUCCCUACUUCUGUUCUGGCUGCCAAAGGAGUCACUGUCAGGCUGGAGUGCUUUGCUCUGGGGAAUCCAGUGCCAACAAUCACAUGGAGGAAGAUAAAUGGCAACAUCCCCAAAAAAGCAAGACUUCGGAAGUCCCAGGCUGUGCUGGAAAUGCCCAACAUUCAACUGGAGGACUCGGGAACUUACGAAUGCAAAGCUGAGAAUCCAAGAGGAGGCACUGCUUUCAAAGGACACCUACAGGUCUACACCCUCCCUCAGUGGGUCAGAAUGAUUAAUGAUACUCAGAUGGAUAGCGGAGAGAAGCUCCAAUGGGAGUGCAAGGCCAUGGGGAGGCCCCGGCCCACCUAUCACUGGCUUCGUAAUGGUUUGCCCUUGACAUCCCAGGGUCGAGUUGAAAUAGUGAAUGGAGAACUGACCAUUCACAAAGUGCAGCAGACGGACUCAGGAAUGUACCAGUGUGUUGCAGGAAAUAAAUAUGGGACCAUCUACAAUAAUGCUGAACUCAAGAUUUUAGCGUCGGCUCCUGUCUUUGUCCACAAUCCCAUACGGGUCAUUGCCACACUUGGAAAAGAUGUAUCGCUAGAAUGCAAGCCCAGAGCAUCGCCCAAACCCCGGGUAACAUGGAAGAGCGGAGACAGAAGGAUACAGCAAAGUAGAAGGAUUAUGUUGUUACGGAACAAUACUCUGAGAAUUGUUAACUCCAGCCGAGCGGAUGAGGGGACCUAUGUGUGCCGGGCUGAGAAUCAGUUGGGCUCGGCAGAGAUGACGGCCAUACUGUGGGUAAAAGAGGCCAUGCGUGUGGAGCUUAGCCCGAGCAGAGUGGAAGUGACCGUGGGGGAGAGCGUGGUGCUGAGCUGCAAGGCGACACAUGACACAACUCUGGACGUGGCUUUCCAGUGGUUCUUCAACCAGAAACCAAUCAACUUUCAACAGGAUGGCGGCCACUUUGAAUACAUCCAAACACAGUCCUCCACAGUGGAUCUGAUGAUUAGGAGCAUUUUGUUGAAGCAUGCUGGGAAGUAUGGGUGCCGGGCCCAGACCAGUGCUGACACUGUGUUUGCAGAGGCGGAACUUCUGGUUCGAGGUCCUCCUGGACCCCCUGGAGUGGUGAUAGUGGAGGAGAUCACUGAUACCACGGCCACCUUGUCCUGGACCCGUGGCCUGGACAACCACAGCCCUAUCAGCACCUAUAAUUUACAGGCCCGCAGCCCAUUUUCAUUAGGCUGGCAAACUGUCAAAACAGACCCAGACCCAGUGACGGGGGACAUGGAGUCAGCCAUGGCUGUGGAGCUCAACCCCUGGGUGGAGUAUGAGUUCAGGGUGGUGGCCAGUAAUGCCAUCGGGACCGGAGAUCCCAGUGCGCCUUCAAGAGGAGUUAGGACUAAAGAAGCAGUCCCGUCAGUGGCACCAGCCAACGUCAGCGGAGGGAACGGCCGCAGGCAUGAACUGGUCAUCUCGUGGGAGCCUGUAUCCGAGGAGUUCCAAAAUGGUGAAGGCUUUGGGUAUAUCGUUGCAUUUCGUGCCAACGGAACCAGAGGCUGGAAGGAGAAGAUGGUGACUUCAGCGGACUCUACUACGUACAAAUACAGAGACGAGACCUUCCCUCCUCUUACCCCGUUUGAAGUGAAGGUGGGAGUGUACAACAAUAAGGGGGACGGGCCGUUCAGCAAAGUUGUCAUCAUCCACUCCGCGGAGGGGGAGCCGAGGGACGCACCGUCUGAUGUGAAAGCGUACAGCAUUUCUUCAUCAGAAAUUAGGGUCACUUGGAAACCGCCCCAUCCUGGCCCCGGAAGACCAAGAGGAUAUGAGGUCAGCUACUGGAAAGACAUGGAGCAGGAAGAGUCAGGGAAAAAACAAAGAACUGUGAAAAACGAAACGUCAAUGGUGUUGACAGGACUAGAGGGCAACAGUCUGUAUCUCAUCAGUGUAAAAGGCUUCAACAGCAUCGGCCAGGGUCCUGCCACUGCUGCUGUCACAGCCAACACCAGGAAGGCCCCUCCCGCUCAGCCGCCAACCAACCUCAUGUGGAUUCAGGAGGGCAACAACGUGUCUUUAAACUGGGACCCAGUGAAGGCUACAGACAAUGAAUCGGAUGUCAUCGGGUACAUGGUGUUGCUCAAACAGGAGGGCAGAGGCCACAACCAGGUGACCAGAACUAUCAACCCUGCCAGCCCUCAAACUGGGGGGACACAAACAACAAAAAUAGAAGUGCGGCGGGGAGAAGCGAAAAGAGAGGGAGCGAUCAGCUCCCAGGUCCGAGUGGUCACCUCCUCCGGUGUUCGAGCAAAAAGCAACCAGUGCUCAGUGCACUGCCUGCCACAGAGCCUAACAUGGACAGCACUGCUCCUGGUUCUUCUGGUGCCUUCAGCUUCCUGGUGACGCCACUGUGCCAUCCUCAUUUCCAUGGAGGGAGCCACCGGUCUUUCGCUCCCUUAUUCCCUCUGACUGCCUGCCUGCUUUGGCCUUCCCCAUCCCAAAGGGGCCCGAGGCCUGCCAAAGGGGGGUUGAGUCUGCCAGUUAUCAUGCAGCUCUAUAGAGUUCAUCCUUCCCUGUUUUCGUUUGAGGCCCUGGACAUUUGAUUUGCACAGUUCUUUCCAAGAAAGUAGUGUUGUACUGUAGUGUACAUUGUGUGGAAAGAUUUAGUUUCAUCAUUUAAUCACGUGCUCCUCUCAUUGACUGGCAUCUAACCACUUCCAGACGGCUCCUACAGCUCUGGGGCUCUACAGAGCAUGAACAAUUCCUUGAAAGCUGCUGUGGUAGUAAUACAGGGAUCAGCCGGCCUGUUUCUUUUCAUUACUUAUCUGCAUCAAUUUACCCCUUGGCUGCCUAACAAGCAAUGCAGCAGAAGCUCAGUAGAGAUAAGUGCAUUGUUUUCUUAUUCACACAUUGAGGAGAAAAAAAAAGUUUUUUUAUGGAACCAAGAAUCUUACUAUUUCCAGACUUGCUUUUUGUACAUUGUGUUACCUUUAGAGAAAAACACAGUGGUGUGUGUCAGCUAUGUCAAACUCUCUGUUUUUUGGUAGUGAUUAAGCAAUGCUUGGUGAUACAGUUUGUUGACUGUUGGAUGUAUGGAGAUAGGAAACAGGUUCUUACCUGUAGUGCCCGAACACAUCAAUAGACGAAGACAACUCUUGCUGUCAGUACAAAUAAAUGUGAUGUAUAUUUUUUAAA